CAGUUAUGAGCUGUUUCUUAUCUCAGUGCAAGGACAACAAAAUAUUAAAAAGAUAAUGCCAUUUGGUCACACUGUCCUCACAACAUGGAUUUUAUUCCAGUACUUUGAUGUAGUGAGGUCAUGGCAGGCAAUUUUGGUAAAGCCCUCACUGUUUGUACGGUCGGGUUCAUCGGCUGAGCUGACCUGCACAUAUAAUACACACAUCUCAGAGGGCUUCACCCUGGAGUGGCGUUACGCUUCUCCAGGAACUUCUGCUGUCCAAGCCAAGAGGCUGCUGUACUACAAUGGGAGGGUAUACUGGGUGAACUCUUGGGAUGGAAGGAUGGCUCUUGUACAGAACCCUCCAGUGUCAGGUGUCGCUUCCAUCAGGAUUGUCAGUGCCCAACCAUCUGAUGCUGGGCUGUAUAUUUGUGAGGUGACUAACCCAAAUGACUGGUCCGGCAGCGGACAAGGUCUAAUCAAUCUCACUGUACUAGUUCCUCCAUCAGUGCCAGUAUGUCAGCUGCAGGGAGACACUUACAUGGGAAAUGAUGUCACUCUGAUUUGUCAGUCCUCCCAGGGUCUCCCCACACCCAUCUAUUCAUGGCACAGAGAACAGAAUGUAGCCGCUCUGCCACCAGACAGUUUCAUUGAAGAUCAGCACACCGGCUCUCUGAUAUUGCGCAACCUGUCUGAUGCCUUUGCUAGUACCUACACAUGUAAAGCGUCUAAUGAGCUCGGUCAGGCAGUGUGCAGCAUAACCCUCAGAGUGACCUAUGGAGGAAGAAGCGCAGCUGCAAUUGGUGGAGUGUUGAUGGGAAUCUUCUUCGUUCUUCUGCUGUUUGGUGUGACAGUUUCUUAUAUCACCUGGAACAGGAAGAAGCACAUCCAGAAAAUGUAUGCAAAUGAGCUUAGUCAGGUGAACAACAAUUCAGCACCUCAUCAGCAGAGUGGAGGGAAAGUACUUCCCGUUCAAUCGGAUACUGAAGACUUGAAAGUGUCUCACUUUAGUCCACUUGUUUAGUCUCCUCAGACACUGCUUUUGCAUCUGUCUGCAAUAAAGUCUACAAUAAAAAAUACUUUUUUUAACCUAA
Ctenopharyngodon idella (grass carp) is the source of this 1073-nucleotide messenger RNA. RefSeq names its product V-set and immunoglobulin domain-containing protein 2-like. The transcript has 7 exons. The coding region runs from base 56 to 1003 and encodes 315 amino acids. The record is from RefSeq and is a predicted model, not a curated record. NCBI's taxonomy places the organism in Eukaryota, Metazoa, Chordata, Actinopteri, Cypriniformes, Xenocyprididae.